Molecule: messenger RNA, 3417 nt
Organism: Rotaria sp. Silwood1
Lineage: Eukaryota; Metazoa; Rotifera; Eurotatoria; Philodinida; Philodinidae
Source: the annotation of a GenBank genome assembly
AUGGAAUAUGCGCUGUUAGUAAAUGAAGAUGAUGAAGCUAAUGAAUGUUUAUCUUCAGAUGAAUUUGAAUUAAAACCUCGAAAUAUUUUAAAAACAAAUAACGAAUCGAUAUCACGAAUUAAAACAAAAACUAAAAUGGGUAUAUCAUGUUCAUCAAUUUUAUCUCUAUGUCGUAAUAAAGCACAUAAAACUCAACCACGUAAUAUUAUGAUCAGUCGACGUGAUCUUAAUUCCAUUUGGUAUCCAAAAAAUGUCAUUCGAAAUCAAAAAUAUAAUAUUUUAACAUUCAUUCCACUUGUUCUUUUUGAACAAUUUCGUUUUUUUCUUAACCUUUAUUUUCUUGUUAUGGCAUGUACACAAUUUAUUCCUAUGUUUCGUGUUGGUUAUCUAUACACAUAUUGGGGUCCAUUAGCUUUUGUUUUAUUUGUAACUAUGCUACGUGAAGCCUAUGAUGAUAUUAAACGUGCAUAUCGAGAUAAAGAACUUAAUUCACAAAUGUAUACAUUAUUAUGUGCUAAUGGACGACGAAAAAAAGUUCCAAGUUCACAAUUACAAGUAUCAGAUGUUAUUAUCAUACAAAAAAAUCAACGUGUACCAGCUGAUGUUGUUCUUUUACAAACAUCUGAUAAAUCAGGUACUUGUUUCAUUCGUACUGAUCAAUUAGAUGGUGAAACUGAUUGGAAAUUACGUAUCGCUGCUCCAAUGACGCAGUCACUUGAAGAUUUAUCUGUUUUAAUAUCUGAAACCAGUGCCACAGCUAAAAUUCAUGCUGAACCUCCUAGUUUAAGUAUACAUGAAUUUAAUGGUGUUAUAUCAUGGAAACAAGAUGAACCAUUAACAGUUGAAAGUGUUCUAUGGUCUGGGACUGUUGUUGCAACAGGUGAAGUUGUUUGUUGUGUUGUAUAUACUGGAUCUGAUACACGUAUGGUUAUGAAUACAAGUAAACCACGAUCAAAAGUUGGUUUACUUGAUACUGAAAUAAAUACGUUAACAAAAUUAUUAUUUGCUGCACUUGUUCUUUUAUCUAUGGUUAUGCUUAUAUUAAAAGGUUUUCGUGGACCAUGGUAUAGAUAUUUAGUACGAUUUUUUCUUUUAUUCUCAUAUAUGAUACCAAUAAGUCUUCGUGUUAAUCUUGAUAUGGGCAAAACAGUUUAUGCUUGGUUUAUACAACGCGAUAAAACUAUUCCUGAUACUGUUGUACGUACCAGUACAAUACCGGAAGAAUUAGGACGAAUUGGUUAUCUUCUAUCGGAUAAAACAGGAACAUUAACACAAAAUUUAAUGAUUUUUAAACGUAUACAUUUGGGUACAGUAUCAUAUACAAAUGAAAAUCAAACUGAAGUAUCGAAUUUACUUAAACAACAAUUUAAAACAACAACAACACCUAUACAUGAAAAUCAACAAUCGAUUGCAUCAGCAUUACCAUCUAGUAAAACACGUAAUGUUGUUAAAAAAACGGAAGCAACUAAAGUUCCCGAAGCUGUUAAAGCAUUAGCUUUAUGUCAUAAUGUAACACCAGUAUUUGAAGAAAAAACAUCAGCAUCAUUAGAUACAUCUGCUCGUUCAGUAGAAGAAAAAAAUACCAAUCCCAUGACAGCUCCUCGAACAUCUGUAAUAAGACGUAGUGGUGAUAUUAGUUCAUUACCAGAUACACCAUUAACAGGUGCAACAUCAUUGAAUACUACAGAUGCAUCAGAUCUAACACAAUUAUUAUCACCUACAGAUGUAACAUAUCAAGCAUCAAGUCCUGAUGAAAUAGCUCUAGUCGAAUGGACUGAACAAGUUGGUUUAACUCUCGUUCAUCGUGAUUUACAAUCUAUGACAUUACAAUUAAAUUCAACUCAACAAUUAUUUCAUUAUCAAAUUUUACAAAUGUUUCCAUUUACAUCCGAAACAAAACGAAUGGGAAUAAUUAUUCGUGAUGAACAAACAAAUGAAAUAAUAUUCUAUUUAAAAGGUGCUGAUAUUGUUAUGCAAUCUAUUGUUCAAUAUAAUGAUUGGUUACAAGAAGAAUGUUCAAAUAUGGCUCGUGAAGGUUUACGUACAUUAGUUGUUGCAAAAAAACAUUUAACAUCUGAACAUUAUCAAGAAUUUGAACAACGUUUAAUGAAAGCACGAUUACAAACAAUUGAUCGUAAUCGUCGUGUUAAUGAAGUUAUUGAAACAUUAGAACGUGAUAUGGAAUUAUUAUGUGUAACUGGUGUUGAAGAUAAAUUACAAGAAAAUGUUCGACAAACAUUAGAAAUUUUACGUAAUGCUGGAAUUAAAGUAUGGAUGUUAACUGGUGAUAAAUUAGAAACAGCAACAUGUAUUGCUAAAAGUUCGAAAUUAAUUGGACGUGAUCAUGAUAUAUAUACAUUUAAACAAAUAACAACAAGAGAAGAAUGUUUACAAGAAUUAAAUAUGUUUAGAAGAAAAAAUGAUGCUUGUUUAAUAAUAACAGGUGAUACAUUACAAAUAUGUUUAUCAUUUUAUGAAAGAGAUCUUAUGGAAUUAAUAAUUCAAUGUCCAGCUGUUGUUGUUUGUCGUUGUUCACCAACACAAAAAGCAAACGUUGUUGAUUUAUUAAAAAAAUAUGGAAAUCAACGUGUUCGAGUUUGUGCUAUUGGUGAUGGAGGCAAUGAUGUUAGUAUGAUACAAAGUGCUGAUGUUGGUGUUGGUAUUGUUGGAAAAGAAGGUAAACAAGCAUCAUUAGCAGCUGAUUUUUCUAUUAAUCAAUUUUCAUAUUUAUCACGCUUAUUACUUGUUCACGGUCGUAAUAGUUAUAAACGUUCAGCAGCAUUAUCACAAUUUGUCAUGCAUCGUGGUUUAAUUAUAAGUGUUAUGCAAGCAAUAUUUUCAUCAAUAUUUUAUUUUGCUUCUAUAUCACUUUAUCAAGGAUUUUUACUUGUCGGUUAUGGAACGGUCUAUACAAUGUUUCCAGUUUUUUCACUUGUAUUAGAUAAAGAUGUACGAUCCGAAAUAGCAUUACUUUAUCCAGAAUUAUAUAAAGAAUUAUCAAAAGGAAGAAGUUUAUCAUUUAAAACAUUUUUUCUUUGGGUUUUUAUUUCAAUAUAUCAAGGUGGAGCAAUUAUGUAUGGAUCAUUUCUUUUAUUUGAUGAUGAUUUUAUUCAUGUUGUUUCUAUUACAUUUACUUCAUUAAUUUUAACAGAAUUACUUAUGGUUGCACUUACUAUUCGAACAUGGCAUCCAUUAAUGAUUUUGGCCCAAUUAUUAAGUCUUGCUUGUUAUGUUCUUUCAUUAAUUGUUCUGAAAUCCCAUUUCGAUCCUGAAUUUCUUCAAUCAUGGGAUUUUAUAUGGCGUGUACUUCUUGUUACAUUGAUAUCAUGUUUACCACUUUAUGUUCUAAAAUUUGUUCAAGUGAAAUGUAAACCACCCAUUCAACAAAAACUCAUGCAAUAUGCCACAUUAAAAUAA